GUACAAUGGUUUCCAUUCAGUUGACUGUGCAACAGGCUGUUCCUGUCACAAUAUCUAUGACACCUCAAAAGGUGUGGGGAUCAGUCUAAUGCAAAAGCCCACGACGUUACAGGGCACAAAAGUCUAUCAUCGCGGACCACCUGAAAAUGCAAAACAACAAUGCAGCCUCCAAACCGCCUCCGCCGCCACCUCAUGCAAAACGGGAAUCGAACUUUUUGAAAUAGGCCGGAAAGUCGUUCCGAAAACGCCACGAAUGCUGACGAAGCCCCCCGAUAUGGAAGAACAUGGGAAGGAAAAAAAAAAAAGGCAAAUAAAGGAAAGAGGGAUGAAAGCAAUAAGAAAAAGAGAUGAGCAAGGGAAGAAGAAAGGAAAAGAGGGAAACCACAACACCGCAGACGAAAUCCGAAGACAACGAAAUGCCCCCUUUUGGACUGGCUCCCGAUGUCAUCACCUCGACUCCUCCUUUGACCUCGACGCCGACCAUCAACAAUUUGAUGGUUGUAGUGACCUGCCAUCCCCCGAGACAGAGACAAAUGUAUCUCCCAACGUAUUUGAAUGUCAUGAAUUUUGCAGUCGCCCGCCUCCAUCGAUGUCUUCUCUCAUUGACCACAGCUUGGCCAUCGCUCGCUGUUCCGUCCAUUUUCACCCACAAACUCAGACACACAAGACAAUCUCUGCACAAACUGAUUAUUAUCCCGCCCAAAUUAAUCGUGUUAUGCCGAGCUGGGUGUGAGGACCGUUUGUCAGAGUGCGUGUGCAGCGCAGGCCAAUCCAGAUUGACCUGAAC
Messenger RNA from Cryphonectria parasitica EP155, 787 nucleotides. RefSeq lists its product as uncharacterized. The coding region runs from base 89 to 733 and encodes 214 amino acids. The transcript has a single exon. The record is from RefSeq and is a predicted model, not a curated record. Lineage: Eukaryota; Fungi; Ascomycota; Sordariomycetes; Diaporthales; Cryphonectriaceae.